GCUGAUGAGAAUCGUUGGUUGCAAUCAUAAACAACAUGGCGUCUGAGAAGCCAGGUGCGUUCACUGACAGCAUGAUGUUUCCAACUGUGCCAUCUUUACUUGACUCGUCAGUGAAGGUUGUGGUACUGAAUCUAGACAGUGGAAGCGACCUGGAAAGUCUGCCUCUCCACAUCAAAGACAAAUGUCUGACUCUGAUGUGCAAGCGAGGGAUCAUAUCAGACUCUAACAUCAGAGCUGUUCUUCAUAACAGGUUGCAGAAGCUGGACCUCAGCGAGUCUGAAGUCACAGAUGCUGGUCUUGCAAAUCUUUCAAAGUGUCCUCAACUCAAGAAGAUUGAUCUAAACUCUAUCAAAGAAUCAAGAACAGCUGUCACAACACAAGGCAUCACAGCCCUUUCCCAGUACUGUCAUCAACUUCAAGUGGUGUACGUGCGUCGCUGUGUUAACCUGACAGAUGAUGCUCUCAUUGCCCUGUCUCAGAACUGUCCGCAACUGAGGGACCUCAAUAUAGGAGGCUGUCCUAACAUCACAGACAGGACCCUCACAGCACUUGGACAGUAUUCCCAUUUUCUGAAAUCUCUCAACUUUUCAAGAGCCAAUAUCACAGAUAACGGAGUCUUCAAUCUUGUGAAUGGAGCCUGUGCCAAAACAUUGAAGGAAAUCCACAUGGAUCACUGCAAGCACCUGACAGAUGAGUCUGUGGAGGCCAUCACUCAGUUCUGUCCUCAGAUCAACAUCCUGAUCUUCCACGGUUGUCCACUCAUCACUGAACAAGCCAGGAUGGCCCUUGAAGAACUCACUGUUGGGAGGACCUCUCAGAUGAAACAUGUGACAUGGACGAUAUACUGACCGCUGUCACAGGUCGUGAUGUUGCUGAUCGAUUGACUGUCACAGCUCCUGAUGUUGCUGAUAGAUUGACUGUCACAGGUCCUGAUGUUGCUGAUCGAUUGACUGUCACAGGUCCUGAUGUUGCUGAUCAAUUGACUGUCACAGGUCCUGAUGUUGCUGAAUGAUUGACUAUCACAGGUCCCGAUGUUGCUGAUCGAUUGACUGUCACAGGUCCUGAUGUUGCUGAUCGAUUGACUGUCACAGCUCCUGUUGUUGCUGAUCGAUUGACUGUCACAGGUCCUGAUGUUGCUGAUCAAUUGACUGUCACAGGUCCUGAUGUUGCUGAAUGAUUGACUAUCACAGGUCCCGAUGUUGCUGAUCGAUUGACUGUCACAGGUCCUGAUGUUGCUGAUCGAUUGACUGUCACAGCUCCUGUUGUUGCUGAUCGAUUGACUGUCACAGCUCCUGAUGUUGCUGAUCGAUUGACUGUCACAGCUCCUGAUGUUGCUGAUCGAUUGACUGUCACAGGUCCUGAUGUUGCUGAUCGAUUGACUGUCACAGGUCCUGAUGUUGCUGAACGAUUGACUAUCACAGGUCCCGAUGUUGCUAAUCGAUUGACUGUCACAGGUCCUGAUGUUGCUGAUUGAUUGACUGUCACAGCUCCUGAUGUUGCUGAGCGAUUGACUGUCACAGCUCCUGAUGUUUCUGAUCGAUUGACUGUCACAGCUCCUGAUGUUGCUGAGCGAUUGACUGUCACAGGUCCCGAUGUUGCUGAUCGAUUGACUGUCACAGCUCCUGAUGUUGCUGAUCGAUUGACUGUCACAGCUCCUUACAACUCAUGACAGCUUCAUGAGAUAUAUGGAUGGUUUUAAACCCUCAGAGAAAUCUGUCAUUUUGACAGUUAAUCUAUUAUAUAAAAUAUUUAGUUUUCUAUUGUACUAUAGUUUUGCCUGGAAUUACUGCAUGGCGAUAUUCCAACUUGGUGAAGUUCCUGUUAUUGACAUCCAUGUUCUGAAAGUAUGUUCAGUUCUUAAUUUUCCAAUAGGGUUAACUUAUAAACCCCCUUCUUAGCUUUCAGCUAAAUUUCAUUGGAUGCUAAUUGUUUAUUGUUGAAAUGUUGAAAACAAAUGGUUUGUUUCAUGAUCCUGAUUAUAUGUACUAAAGUAUAUUCACUGUU
Messenger RNA from Haliotis rufescens (red abalone), 2004 nucleotides. Its product is annotated as protein AMN1 homolog. The record is from RefSeq and is a predicted model, not a curated record. The transcript has 7 exons. Bases 36 to 848 code for a protein of 270 amino acids. NCBI's taxonomy places the organism in Eukaryota, Metazoa, Mollusca, Gastropoda, Lepetellida, Haliotidae. Gene Ontology annotation, molecular function: protein binding. Gene Ontology annotation, cellular component: SCF ubiquitin ligase complex. Gene Ontology annotation, biological process: SCF-dependent proteasomal ubiquitin-dependent protein catabolic process.